AUGAGCAGAUCGUCCAAGCCAAACCUCUUCUUCGAUAGUGAAAUUGAGAAGACCGCGAAGAAGCUAAGGAAGGAGGCGAAGGCGAGGAAGCUAUUGGAUCUGCUGGAUUCGCAGGCUGACCCUCCCAUUCGACCAGAACAGUUCGUCGAGGAGAAACCCAGUUCUGUAGCUGCGGAAGAGGCUCUGUUUGCCCAAACAGACCACGACUCGGAGACAGAAUCAGACUGUGAAGAAGAAACCGACUCAAUUUUGGUUGCAAGUACUGAGAGUGACAUGGCUGACGAUCCGAGUCUGUGUGAUCUCUCCAGCCACGAAGCUGAUGACCCCCCAACUCCGAUCCGGAUGCCGGCGGCUGCUACUGCUAUAGAAAUUGAGCUUCGGUUGCUUAAUGUUCUUCCUAAGUACUAUGGGAAGAAAGGAGAAGAUCCAUACAAUUUCCUGAGCGAAUUCAUCAAGAUCUGUAAGACGAACGCGCUAAAGAAGGAGAUCAGUGGUGCAAAGCAGGAGUAUGAUGAAUCGUUAAGCGCCUACUGGACCAGAUUUAGGAUAUUGGUGGAUAGUUGUCCAAACCACAAGUUUUCUGAGGGUGACUUGUUGCAGUAUUUCUACCAAGGGAUGACCGUUGACACUAAGAAUUUGGUUAACUCAGCAAGUGGAGGGGGAUUUUCCCAAAACUCGGUGAGUGAAGCCAAAAGAUUAAUUCAACACUUGGUGGAAGCUACGAGGGAAUAUGAGGAGCCGCGCAUCCAACUGCUCAAAAAGGCUGCUCAAGCUAGUUCAUCAGAUUUUAAGGAGAAGUUAGAAGCAAGGAUGGGGAAAUUGGAGAGAAUGUUGAGUACUGUGGUGGAGAAGCUUCAACAAUCUCAAGCCGAGAAGAAGGUGCAAAUCGAAGGACUAUCCCGUCAGAUGUCUCAGCUCGCCACAUCCAUGAAUCAGCUUAAGGGAAAUAAUGGGACUUUGCCAUCUCAAGUUCAUGUGAAUCCCAAGGAGAAUGUCAACAAGAUCACCCUGAGGAGCGGUACAGAGUUGGACGGGCUGACACCCCAGAACUCUCAAGAUGGACCGCAUGUAGAUUCUGGAGUCGAAUUUCGUGUGGAGGAAUUCGAGCGUUCUGUUGACACGACGGAUCCAGUCAUUCAGCAGACAGAACAGUCCCGUUUGGCCAAACAGAACAAGGGGCCGACAGCUGAGCAGAAGGGGAAAGGAGCAGAACUUGAAUCCAACGAAGAGGAGCAGACUAAGGUCUCUAAACCUUUGAGCUUACAUGAUCCCAAGGUUGCAACAUCAGUCCCCUUUCCAGGAAGAUUGGCGAGGAAGAAGCCGGAAGAGGAACUCAUUGAUUUUGUGAAGAUUUUUGGCAAACUUGAAGUGAAUCUUCCAUUCUUGCAAGCGUUGAAAAUCCCUCCCUUUGGGAAAUUUGUGAAAGACUUUAUAGCUGGAAAGUCCAAGGCAACUGGAAAGAUUGUGAUGGGCGAGAACGUCUCAGCUGCACUCAAGAAGGAGUUACCAGCCAAGUGCAAGGAUCCUGGUAUGUUUUCUCUUCCCAUUUACAUUGGUGAUACUAGGAUCGAGCAUGCUAUGUGUGACUUAGGAGCGUCUAUCAAUGUUAUGCCUCUCACUAUUUAUAAUAGAUUGUCGGGUGUAGAAUUGGUAGACACUAGAGUAGUCAUUCAGUUAGCCGAUAGGUCUUGUGUUUAUCCCGAGGGUUUGCUUGAGAAUGUGCUUGUAAGUGUGAAUAAUUUUGUUUAUCCUGCUGAUUUCUAUGUGGUGAGGAUGAGUGGAGUGCAAUCUAAGGGUUCAACGGGAGUCCUUUUAGGUCGUCCGUUCCUAAGAACUGCGAAGUCAAUCAUAGAUGUUAGUAAUGGCACGAUUUGUCUGGAUUAUCAUGGGGAGAAAUACACUUUUAGUAUGGAUGAUGCCAUGAAAAUGAAGGAAUAUUAA
Salvia miltiorrhiza (redroot sage) is the source of this 1941-nucleotide messenger RNA. RefSeq lists its product as uncharacterized. The transcript is spliced from 3 exons. The coding region runs from base 1 to 1941 and encodes 646 amino acids. Lineage: Eukaryota; Viridiplantae; Streptophyta; Magnoliopsida; Lamiales; Lamiaceae. The record is from RefSeq and is a predicted model, not a curated record.